Molecule: messenger RNA, 1555 nt
Organism: Chrysoperla carnea
Lineage: Eukaryota; Metazoa; Arthropoda; Insecta; Neuroptera; Chrysopidae
Exons: 3
Coding region: 112-954 (280 amino acids)
Source: RefSeq, a predicted model, not a curated record
UUUCUAAAUCGGUGAUGUGUUUUUAUUUGAAUUGUCCGUUGCAGAAACAGUUAAUUAUAGUGAAUAUUUUGGUGCUUUAAGAAACAAUUAUUAAUAAAUAAUAAAAAAAAUAUGCGGACUUGUGUGUAUUGUAAAACAAAAGCUACCAAGUUAAACAACGUAUCUUUUUUCAAAUUUCCAUCAGAUGAGAGAGUUCUUCGAUUAUGGAUUAAAAACAUGGGCUACGAGUCAAAUUGGAAACCACUAAUAAGUCAUCGUCUUUGCUCCAAACAUUUUUCAGUCCAAUGUACAGAUUUCCGAGAUAAGAUUUUUCGACUUCGGAAAGGCAGUAUACCAACGAUAUUUGGAGAAAAUAAUGAGAUUGUUGAUUCUUAUAUAAAUUAUCGACAAGUAAUUGAAAAAGUGGAAGCAGCACAAAAUGAACAUAUUGAAGAGCAAGAAAAUUUUAAUUUUGCAACAAAACAGAAAGAGAUGAAAAUACUUAAAGACCCGCUCUUAAUUAACGAGGAACACAUUAAAACUGAACAAAUCCAUAGAGAACUUCCAUUAAUUCGAACCGAUAACAUUAAAAUUGAACAACCAUAUCAUACAGAAUUGAUAAUUAAAAAGGAAUCAUUUCCUGAAAAAUUCAAUAAAUAUUCAAAAUUAAUCCGAAUCGAAAACAUUGAAACUGAACAAUACCAUUCAGAGUGUAUAAUCAAAGAGGAAUCAUUCCCGGAACAAGUCCCGACAGAACAACAAUUAAGUGAAGAAGACAACAUAAAAAUUAAGCAACUCUAUCCCUUUCCCCAAUUAAUUCGAGAGGGAAACAUUAAAAUUGAAGAGCCAUAUCAUACAGAAUUGAUAGAGGAGUCAUUUCCAGAACAAUUAAUUCAAAAUGAAAACAUUGAACCGCAAUGUCUUCGGGAAUUUGUAACUGUUAAGGAGGAAUCGUUUUCAGAAGCAGUGUUUUAGUAUUUUCCGCCGCAGAAAAAUUUGCUGUGUGGAUAAUCGAUCUAGUAAAAUACCAGACUUUAUUUAUUUGAAUUGGUUGCUAGAAUCUUACACCAAUUCUCUGUGAUCAGCUGAGUUGUGCAAAAUACGUGAUAUCCGUUGCUUUUUUUUUAUUGUUGAAAAUAAUGUGGUGCAUGAAGAAGUGUUCACAUAAUGGAAAUAUCAAUACCUACAAAUUAAAUAUUUCAGGAUAUUAUUUGUAGAACUAUAUUACUCUAAGAAAUGAUUCCGAAUAAAAGCCAAAAGGUUGAAAUUCUAUGGAACAAUAUGAUUAAUGGGACCCGGAUUAAUGUUCGUAUGAGUGUGUAUAUAACAAAGUCAUAUUGAUUCGAAAGUGUGCUUUUACCAUGCGCACUUAGAAAUUCGCACAAGCUAAUUUUAAAAAAUCAUGAAAUGGAGAAAAUUGAAUAAGAACAGCCAUUAAACCUAAAAAUCUUAUUAAUAAAAAUUGGAUAUUGUCGAAAUUAGCAAUUAUUGUGUUUUUUCGAAUAUUUGACUUGAAACUUAUUGUUCAUAUUUGGACAUUUAAAAAAAUUUUUGUCCGUCGACUUUUUCCCCUCAA